GAGUAAAGAUCAGCAAACAUUCAGGAGGAUUAACACACACACACAUACACACACACACACACACACACACACACACACACACACACACACACACACACACACCUGCUUCACAUCAAUUGAUCAAUUGAGAAUCUUUUGGAUUUGAAAGUGAGUUUGUUCAGCAGCUACAGUGAAUCAUUCUGCUACUCCUGAAGUGUCCUCUUAAGACAUUUUGGUCUCCUGAGCUGAUUAAAGUGACAGGACCACAGAUGGAGAAUCCUGCUUUCGAGAAGUCUAAAGACGAUCCUCCACUUUACGAGGAGACAUCGUUUUCUGCUAACGGUUAUGGAAACAUGGAGCACCGCUCCAUCAGACCUUCAGUGGUGAGUGCGUUUGGCCACGACACGCUGGACCGAGUGCCCAACAUCGACUUCUACAGAAACCCUGGGAGUGUGAGCGGCACGCGAGCCAUCAGACCCUCACUGCAGGAGCUUCACCAGGUCUUCCACAAGAAUGGAGAUGUGGACGUCCCUGACACACUGGAUGGCAGUGAGGGGAGCGACGUGGUACCAAGUGAUGAUAUCGAAGCCCCUCCACCUCCAGAAAAUGCUGAGGGUAUGGUUAAAUUUGGCUGGAUUAAAGGAGUUUUGGUGAGAUGUAUGCUGAAUAUUUGGGGUGUGAUGCUUUUUAUUCGUCUUUCAUGGGUCUUUGGGCAAGCAGGAUCAGGUUUGGGGAUUAUAAUCAUUUUACUCAGUAUGGUCGUCACCACACUCACCUGUCUGUCCAUGUCAGCUAUCUGCACAAAUGGAGUAGUACGAGGAGGCGGGGCGUACUAUCUGAUCUCACGCAGUCUGGGUCCGGAGUUUGGCGGCUCGAUCGGUCUGAUCUUUGCUUUUGCUAACGCCGUCGCCGUAGCGAUGUAUGUGGUGGGAUUUUCUGAGACUGUGGUGGAUCUGCUGAAGGCAAGUAACGCCAUCAUGGUAGACGAGGUAAACGAUAUCAGGAUCAUCGGCUGCAUCACUGUGGUGCUUCUGCUCGGGAUCUCAGUAGCCGGGAUGGAGUGGGAGGCCAAGGCUCAGAUUGUGCUGUUGGUGAUUCUCCUGGUUGCCAUAGUGAAUGUGUUUGUGGGGACAGUGAUUCCCUCCACCAAGGACAAAGAAAGCAAAGGCUUCUUCAGCUAUCAAGCAUCCAUAAUGGCCGAGAACUUUACUCCGGCCUUCCGGGACGGGGAGACGUUUUUCUCUGUCUUUGCCAUCUUCUUCCCGGCAGCGACAGGAAUCCUAGCAGGAGCGAACAUUUCUGGAGAUCUGAGGGAUCCUCAGGAUGCAAUUCCCAUUGGCACACUGCUGGCCAUCAUCAUCACAGGACUGACAUACCUUGGCAUUGCGCUGUGUGUGUCUGGUACAGUGGUGCGAGAUGCCACAGGGAACAUAAAUGACACCAUCACUCCAGGUUCCAGCUGCAACUUCUCUUCUGCUUGUGAUUUCGGCUAUGACUUCUCCACAUGUGCAGACAAUCCCUGCAAAUAUGGCCUGAUGAACAACUUCCAGGUGAUGACAAUGGUUUCUGGGUUUGGACCCCUCAUCACUGCAGGAACAUUCUCUGCAACCCUUUCUUCUGCACUCGCCUCCCUCGUCAGUGCUCCAAAGGUCUUCCAGGCUCUGUGUAAGGACAACAUCUAUAAAGUGCUGCAUUUCUUUGCUAAAGGCCACGGCAAAAAUAACGAACCCCUCCGAGGCUAUGUUCUAACCUUCCUCAUCGCUGUAGCCUUCAUCCUCAUUGCUGAGUUGAAUGUCAUCGCUCCCAUCAUCUCUAACUUCUUCUUGGCCUCCUACGCCCUCAUUAACUUCUCCUGUUUCCACGCCUCCUACGCUAAAUCCCCAGGUUGGAGGCCGGCGUAUAAAUACUACAACAUGUGGCUGUCUCUGUUUGGGGCCGUGUUGUGUUGUGCUGUGAUGUUCGUCAUUAACUGGUGGGCUGCACUUCUUACGUAUGCUAUAGAGAUCUUCCUUUACCUUUAUGUCACCGUCAAGAAGCCAGACGUGAACUGGGGCUCCUCAAAACAGGCCGUGACCUUCAUUAACGCUGUAAACAACACGCUGGUUUUAUCAGGAGUGAAUGAACACGUAAAAAACUUCAGACCUCAAUGCAUCGUGUUGACCGGAUCCCCUAAAACUCGCCCAGCUCUGCUGGACCUUGCUCACUCCUUCACUAAAAACUUUGGGCUCUGCAUCGCCUGUGAAGUGUUUGAGGGUCCUCAGCUGGAGCAGCAGCAGGAGCUCAGUGAUCAUAUAGAACAGAAUCAGUUGUGGCUCAAUCACCAGAAGAGGAAAGCGUUUUAUGCUGCCGUGGCAACCGACAGCUUUUGUGAUGGAGUAAAGAGCAUGUUACAGGCAUCAGGAUUGGGAAGGCUUAGACCAAACACACUGAUGCUGGGCUUUAAGAGAGACUGGAAGGCGGCAAGCACUAAAGAUGUGCAGGCAUAUGUCAGAGUGCUGCAUGAUGCAUUUGAUUUUGAAUACGGAAUGGUGUUACUGAGGGUCAGUCAGGGACUGGACAUCUCACACAUCCUCACAGCUGAAGAGGAGAUGGAGAGGAUGCUCCUGGAGCAGCAGGCGUUGGAGAUGGAGGAGAACGUCUUUCAGGAAGGAGGAAAAGGAUUUUUUAACAAAUACAGAAAGUCUAAGAAAGCGCUGACUCCUAAAGUUGUAGAAGUGCCCCACACAUCUGAUGUUUUGAAGAUAAACCAGCGUUUAAUGGAGGCCAGCUCUCAGUUUAAGAGGAAGCAGGGGAAAGGAACCAUUGACGUGUGGUGGCUGUUUGAUGAUGGAGGUCUGACUCUGCUACUGCCGUACAUACUGACCACCAGGAAGAAAUGGAGAGACUGUAAACUGCGUAUCUUCGUCGCGGGACAACCGGAACGCAUACAGCAAGACAAAGAAGAAAUGCAGAGUCUGCUGAAAAAAUUCAGGAUCAGAUGCACAGACAUAACAGUCAUCACGGACCUUCACAUCAGGCCCACUUCAGAAAACUGGAAGCUGUUUGAGGACAUGAUCACACCCUUUCGGCUGUAUGAGGGUUCUAAGGACACGGCUCAGGCUGAAGCUCUGAGGAAGGAGAACCCCUGGAAAAUCACUGAUGCUGAGCUGGACCGCUUCGAGGAGAAGACGACUCUUCAGGUGCGUCUGAAUGAGUUACUACAGGAGAGCUCCAGGGCCGCUAAACUCAUCAUAAUGAGCAUGCCCAUUGCACGUAAAGGUUGUGUAUCUGAUCACCUGUACAUGUCAUGGUUGGAGAUUCUGACUAAAAACCUGCCUCCCACCCUGCUAGUGCGCGGAAACCACAAGAGUGUUCUGACCUUCUACUCAUAAUGGUGUUGCACUUACACUGUUGUCUCAGGAGUGUCUUUAAAGUGCAGAUAAUAUGUAGUGUGUACGACUCUAUUAGCCUUUUGAUCACUUUCUCUUAUGACACUAAAUGUAGAUUAUUAAUUUUAGCUCCUCUAAUAAACAGAAGUGAAGGAGUGUGUGCACUAAAACACAGGAAUGAGACACAACUUCUGAUCAACACACUACUGCUGAACUCUAUAGCAAUAUUGUGUGUGUGUGUGUGUGUGUGUGUGUGUGUGUGUGUGUGUGUGUGUGUGUGUGUGUGUGUGUGUGUGUGUGUGUGUGUGUGUGUGCAGCAGGUUAUAA
Messenger RNA from Tachysurus fulvidraco (yellow catfish), 3674 nucleotides. RefSeq names its product solute carrier family 12 member 1 (gene slc12a1). Gene Ontology annotation, cellular component: membrane. The record is from RefSeq and is a predicted model, not a curated record. Gene Ontology annotation, biological process: chloride ion homeostasis; sodium ion transmembrane transport; chloride transmembrane transport. Gene Ontology annotation, molecular function: sodium:potassium:chloride symporter activity. The coding region runs from base 249 to 3350 and encodes 1033 amino acids. The transcript has 26 exons. Lineage: Eukaryota; Metazoa; Chordata; Actinopteri; Siluriformes; Bagridae.